UCCAUGCUACUGCUCACAUCACAUCACACCACCACAACUUGAUUACAAAAUUGUCCACACUCUAGAUUUCCAUACCUGCUGCCACCGAAUGUAAUCCCCCCUCUAUAAAUACCAUCUAUUUCAUUUCGCUUUUCCAUCGCUUGACUCUUGUAAUUUCUCUACCACCAACAUGAAGAGGCAGAGAGGUGUGGCUGUGAACGCUGUUGUUAUGCCCACGAACAAUCCUCCCAAUGUUGAAGAUGUGACGGCAAUGGGGAAGAAGAAAGUGAAGAAAGAGGGUGAGCAGAAGGUGGGGAAGAGUGUGGUGGAGGACGAGGAGAGAAAGGAAAGUUCUAGAGACAUGGUGGGUGGGUUCUUGCAGCAGCAACAGGGAGCAAGAGACGGUGGCAUGAUGGGUUGGAAUUGGGAGGAGAAUAAUCAGAAUAUCCCUUGGUUGAGAGGUGUGGUUGAUGAGCAAAUGUCAUGGGGUUCCACCUGGGUCCCUGCUUGGGACAUGGACUUCUUGGGGGGUGAUGCUUUCACUGACCUCUACAAUGAUGUUGUUUGGGAUGAUGAUAUCUGGAAUCUCAACAAUCAAAUUCCAAUUCCCCUCGAUACCAAGAGGUUUGAUUGGGGGUAGAGAUUGUAGUAAACAACACUGUUUCUCAAGCCUCAUCGUCUUUUAUGUUUCUCUUAGUUAGGGAUGGAAUUUCAGUGCUUUCUUUCAAUUAUAUAUGUUCAAUUCUCUCCCUAUAAUGCUAAUUUGGCUGAUCGAGGUUCGUCACCGCCUACUGUAAAUUUGUCUAUUUGAGUUUGUAAAUAUUCUUAUUCGCAAAAUCUUGUAACUGGGUGACGAUUUCAAGAUGGAAAUGAAAAAGUUCCCCAAAUCUGGUAUGAAUAGUGAAAAACGUUCACCGGAUGUGAAAUAUCGGAAAGUAUGUCAAAAUGUUUGAGAAGAAUAUUUGGUAUUCCAUUUACAAAAAGUUGGCGUGUAUGUGGGAUAAUAGAAAGUUAGGAAAAGCAAUAAAAUUUGGAAACCGGUUCCUCAUCACACGAAGAAUGUGGAAAUGGGAAACCCCGGCAUUUGUACUAGAGAAAACAUGGGUAGAAGAAGAUUGUUUAUUUUUGGUUCCGAUUGUUGUGUGUGACAUCUCAACAAGACUAAUGUCCUAUUGCUCUCUCUGUCUCGGUGUUAAUGUCACUAUUCGGUGGUCAAUUUGGUAAGAGCAGCAAUGUUCUUUGUUGUAAAGGUGCAUGCGUCCAAAUCCUAUGCUGGCUCUUGAAAGAGCAUAAUACUGUAACGAAGAAUAUCUAGGUCUAGCACUAAACGAAUCUCUAGGCCUGUCAAAUCCUGGAAAUGCUACUGGGUGGAGUCAGACAAGAUGACCCUUGUUUUAGACGUGUAGGGGAGAAACUUAGCUUGGAGACCUUAUUCCUUAUCUUUAAGAAUCUUAUCUUUAACACACCAUCUCAUGAUUUUAUUACGCUAAAAACUAAAGAAUAAGGCUUAAAGUGUACUUCUGAUUUUUUAAGUAUUGUUGACGGAAGACCAGGAAGGAAAUUUGUCGAAGUUGGAACAAUCCCAAUUACUGGUUUA
Vigna unguiculata (cowpea) is the source of this 1576-nucleotide messenger RNA. RefSeq lists its product as uncharacterized. Lineage: Eukaryota; Viridiplantae; Streptophyta; Magnoliopsida; Fabales; Fabaceae. The record is from RefSeq and is a predicted model, not a curated record.